Teleopsis dalmanni is the source of this 1534-nucleotide messenger RNA. RefSeq lists its product as uncharacterized. The transcript is spliced from 2 exons. The coding region runs from base 82 to 1311 and encodes 409 amino acids. NCBI's taxonomy places the organism in Eukaryota, Metazoa, Arthropoda, Insecta, Diptera, Diopsidae. Gene Ontology annotation, molecular function: protein binding. The record is from RefSeq and is a predicted model, not a curated record.
GCAAAAAAAUUUAUCUGAAGUUUUACUCUGAGGAAAUAAUUAUUUUUAUUGGAAAAAAAUUUAUUUUUGCAAGUCAUCAAAAUGGCAAUUAUAAUCAACAAAAACCGCAUCAUCAUAAAUAUCAUCCUCGUGUCCGUUUUAUUAGUCCUUUUGACAUCUACUGUGGAUUCUUCAAUAGCCUCACAAGAUAUCUUGCCACAUCCUUGCGAUAAUAUUAAAUGCCCUCCACUUUCGGAGAUUACUUGCCCAGAAGACAGCUUUGUACGCGAAAAUUUGGAUAUGAAUAAUAACGAUAUCUUGCCACCAUCUGGCAGCACCGAAGAACCACAUAAUAUAACUGAUGUCGAAGACGAGUUAUAUGCACAAUGUUGUCUGUCGAAGAAAUGCUUGUGUAAAACUUGUUAUAUACCAGAUUGCCAUAGCGUUGAAGAAGUCGUUAUCGAACUAAUACCAGAGUCAAUGGAAACACCAGGUCACUGUUGUGGUCAUUAUGAGUGCCAUAAGGAGCCAAAUUGCACUGAAGUCACCAAAACAGAAAAUUAUUGGCUAACAGAUUGUCAACGAUGCAAAUGCUACCAUGGCGAAAGAAUUUGUCAUCAAAGUUGUGAUGAAGGUAUUAAGAAGCCCACAGCAAUAUGUAACUCCAAGAAUUUAAACACAUUUUUCGAGCAUGGUGACAGCUGGAAAGAUGGUUGUUAUGAAUGUGAAUGUGUGCACGGUGAAGAGAAGUGCGUUAUGCCUUUCUGUAGAAGUGUAAAUUGUCCAACAUAUAGACAAGUGCUGAUAAAGGAUAGCUGUUGUCCAAUUUGUUGGCCGAAAGGUAUACCCAUGCCAAAUGGUGAUGAAGACUACGAAGAAGAUGAUACAGAACCAGAUACAGAAGGUGAAUCUGGCAGUAAUGUAUACCAUGAAUCUGAUGAAACAUUACCACAACCUACAGAGAGUAAUGCAGGAAAUGAAUUUGAUACUUUACCCAACAUUAUUUUUGAUAAUGAGGAACCAGAAAAUAUCUCCAAAAAUUCAACAGCAAAUGGUACAUCUUUUGGUGCCGGUAAUGUUGCUACUCCACCUUGUGCACGGCAAAAUGAAGCCGCAACUAUACAAAUCUACCCAGAAAUUGUUGAAGUGGUGCAUCAGACACACGAAAAUGCAUACCUCUAUGCUAUUAUCGGUUUCUUGACAUUACUUGCAGUGUUUUUGGGGAUUUGGAAUUUCAAUUUACGUGCUAAGCAACGCUGCUACAGGCCAGUUUCACACUUCGAUGACAACUUCAACAAAACAUCAUCCAACAUCAAGAAAAUCAAUGUUUAAAUAAAUAACUAAUAUUAAUAUUGUUUUAUAGCUAUUUGAUGUGCUGCUGGUUUUAGCAUAGGAAUUUGUAUUAUUUAAUUUAAAUUUAAGUUCAUAAGGUUCAUGCCUAAGUAGUUAAGUGAGUCUUUGGAAAGGAAAAUGUUUUUUAGUUUUGCCAAAUAUUUCGUAUAAACUGCGUUUUGAAAACAUUAUUUUGCCUUGCUUAUUUGGCUAUCAUUUUAUU